AUGUUUCUAUUGUGGGAAGAAAGGACACAAGAAGGCCGCCUGAUUUAUGUUUUUAUGAGAGCAAGGAGUCAGGAAUCCGCCUUGGGAGGCUCUUCUAGACCAUCUGUCAGUGCACCAAUCAGUGGUACUAAGGCUACAGGGAAGCUUAUGGCUCUCAAGAGAGAUAAAGCUGAGGCUACACCAGGAGUUGUUACGGGUACGUUCUUAGUCAACAACAAACCUGCAUAUGUUUUAUUUGAUUCUGGAGCAUCUCAUUCAUUCGUUGCAUUUUCGUGUAUAUCAAAGUUGCUUUUAUUUAGUUCGCUUGAGAUAAAUAGUGAGUUUGUACAACCGUCGGGCGAGAGAAUCUUAUGUCAGCGAGUGCAUAGGGAUAUACCCUCAGACUUUUUGGGAAUAGACUUACGCGUAGAUUUGAUAGAGUUUCCCUUAGACAAUUUUGAUGUUAUCUUGGGUAUGGAUUAG
Messenger RNA from Amaranthus tricolor (Joseph's coat), 462 nucleotides. RefSeq lists its product as uncharacterized. Gene Ontology annotation, biological process: proteolysis. Gene Ontology annotation, molecular function: aspartic-type endopeptidase activity. The record is from RefSeq and is a predicted model, not a curated record. Bases 1 to 462 code for a protein of 153 amino acids. NCBI's taxonomy places the organism in Eukaryota, Viridiplantae, Streptophyta, Magnoliopsida, Caryophyllales, Amaranthaceae. The transcript is spliced from 2 exons.